This is a messenger RNA of Kuraishia capsulata CBS 1993, 1866 nucleotides long. RefSeq lists its product as uncharacterized. Lineage: Eukaryota; Fungi; Ascomycota; Pichiomycetes; Pichiales; Pichiaceae. Gene Ontology annotation, biological process: regulation of mRNA processing; spliceosomal complex assembly; protein phosphorylation. The transcript has a single exon. Bases 1 to 1866 code for a protein of 621 amino acids. Gene Ontology annotation, molecular function: protein kinase activity; ATP binding. The record is from RefSeq and is a predicted model, not a curated record.
AUGCCGCAAGGAGGGCCAUUUGACAAGUCAGCCAUACGGGCAGACGUGGCGCCCGUCGCUGCUCAAAAUGAAUCCAAACUCUCUUUGGCGUUGAAGACAGCAGAUGCGCCAGACGCGGCUCUGGAAGAUCGUGAUAUUGCCAAAGAGGUGGAUGCAAAGCUAGGAACCAUCAAUGAUGAUAAUAACAGCUUUCAGGGGCUGAGACCAAGGAGGCGUUCCGACGAAAUGUCGCAUUCCUCAUAUUCCGACUCCGAUGACGAUGAGGCGCAAGACUUUGAGAUUCCCCUGGAACCAGAAAACGAAGAGAAUACCAGCGAUUAUAUUCCAGGAGGAUACCAUCCGGCAUAUAUAGGCGAAUAUUAUAAGGGAAAGAGAUACAAACUGGUGAGAAAACUGGGUUGGGGCCAUUUCUCGACAGUGUGGCUUGCUAAAGAUACCGAAGACAACAAGCAUGUUGCCAUGAAGAUAGUCAGGAGUGCGAAAAAUUACCGCGAAACCGCCAUAGACGAGAUAAAGCUACUUUCUAAGCUGAAUCAUACGGACCCCGAGCAUCCAGGACACCAGCAUUUGGUGAAACUGCUGGACUAUUUCGACCACCAAGGAGAGAAUGGUGUGCACAUUUGCAUGGUGUUCGAGGUAUUAGGAGAAAACUUAUUGAGUUUGAUCCGGAGAUACAAGCACAAAGGUCUUCCCAUCAAGUUUGUGAAGCAGAUUGCUAAGCAGGUGUUGCUUGCCAUGGACUUUUUGCAUAGAUUGUGCGGUAUUGUGCAUACAGAUGUGAAGCCGGAGAAUGUUCUGCUUGAGCUAGAAGAUGUGGAACAGAUUGUACAGUUUUUAGAGAAUGCACAAAAACAGAGAAAGGAGAUGCUCAAAAGAGUCCACUCAACUAGAGUGUCAUCUGCGUCUUUGGGCGACCAGACAUCUCCUAUUGAUAUCUCUGCUUCUAUUGACGAGGCGAAUGACUUCCCGAGAACCAUGUCUCGCAAAGGCCGUCUAUCCAGAAGACAAACUUUAAUCACUGGUUCGCAACCACUACCAUCACCAUUACGUUCGAAAAGCAACUCGUUUUUUGUUUCUCCACUGGACACGAACCAGACGUUGCCAGGCACCACUCCCUUCAGAGGCUCUGUUUCCAACUUUGAUAUGGAAGAUCUUUCUGACAACCACUCGAGAGUGCUGGAAUCUCUUUCGUCGAUCUCUAUAUCUGCUGAACAAAGAUUGCAUCAAUGGGAGCCUCCAAAGGCUGAGGAGCUUGCGGAUGACGACAUUCUAAGGGUCAAAAUCGCAGAUCUUGGUAACGCGUGCUGGAUCUACAACCAUUUCACGGAUGACGUUCAGACUCGCCAAUAUCGUGCACCAGAGGUGAUACUGGGUGCCCAAUGGGGAUGCUCGUGUGAUAUCUGGUCUGUUGGUUGUUUGAUAUUUGAGCUACUGACAGGAGACUAUCUGUUUGAUCCCACUGAAGGAAGAUCGUUUAGCAAAAAUGAUGACCAUCUUGCCCAAAUAGUCGAGCUGCUUGGGCCAAUUCCUCAAGAACUGAUCGCAGUCAGUCGUAAUGGAAAACUUUUUUACCAUUCUGACCUGCAGCGUCUCAGAAGAAUCAAAAACUUGAAGCCAUGGCCAUUGCAAAACGUCCUGAUGGAGAAGUACAAAUUCAGUGAGACGGAUGCCCACGAGAUCACCGAUUUUCUCUCAGGAAUGUUGGUUCCUGACCCCAAAAAGCGAAUGGAUGCUGCCGGACUGUCGAACCAUUAUUGGCUGAAUGACUGUAACGUUGAAGGUUAUGUCGACCGAGAGGUUGGUACGAGAGGAGAGGACAUCUCAGGAUGGUACAAAGAGGUGAGAUUGCAUCACCACCAUCGUUAA